This is a messenger RNA of Heterostelium album PN500, 666 nucleotides long. Its product is annotated as thioredoxin peroxidase. Gene Ontology annotation, biological process: cell redox homeostasis. Lineage: Eukaryota; Evosea; Eumycetozoa; Acytosteliales; Acytosteliaceae. Gene Ontology annotation, molecular function: peroxiredoxin activity. The transcript is spliced from 2 exons. The record is from RefSeq and is a predicted model, not a curated record. The coding region runs from base 1 to 666 and encodes 221 amino acids. Gene Ontology annotation, cellular component: cytosol; mitochondrion.
AUGGAACCACAAACAUCAUCUUCUUGUCAUUUGGUACUUGGUGACGUCUGUCCAAACUUUAAUGGUGAAUCCACUAUGGGAAAGUUUGGAUUGAAGCAAUACAUGGGCGAUAGCAACUAUUGUUUGAUCUUCUCGCAACCCAAGGCAAAGACACCAGUUGGAACCUCGGAGCUCGGUCGCAUCUGCACUAUGCAACAGGAGUUGGAGAAGCGUGGCUGUAAGGUGGUGGUGUUGACCACCGACAACUUGAACCUCUGCGAAGAGUGGACCAAAGACAUCAACGAGAUCCACGGCUGUCGAGUUGUAUUCCCUAUCGUCAGUGAUUCCGAUCGCAAGAUUUGCAAGUCGUUCGGAAUGAUCUCUGUCUCAAACCCAAACGAUGUGCAAAGUGUCCGUAACGUCUACGUCGUCGGAUCGGACCACAAGAUCAAAGCAUUCUUUGCCUAUCCUCUGUGUUGUGGUGUCAACUUUGUUGAGAUAGUUCGUGUACUCGACUCUCUCACCAUCAACACCAAGACCAAUGUCUGUACUCCUGCUGAUUGGAGAGUUGGUGAAGAUGUAUUUAUUGAUGAAAAGGUCAGUGACGAUCAUGCCAAGAAGAACUUCCAAAAUUGGAAAUCAGUAAAGCCAUACAUCAGAGUUGUUCCUCAACCCAAAUGUAACUAA